This is a messenger RNA of Apiotrichum porosum, 1968 nucleotides long. It is a transcript of the gene STE12, whose product is annotated as homeodomain transcription factor ste12. Gene Ontology annotation, cellular component: Ste12p-Dig1p-Dig2p complex; Tec1p-Ste12p-Dig1p complex; nucleus. The record is from RefSeq and is a predicted model, not a curated record. The transcript has 9 exons. Gene Ontology annotation, molecular function: DNA-binding transcription factor activity. Lineage: Eukaryota; Fungi; Basidiomycota; Tremellomycetes; Trichosporonales; Trichosporonaceae. Gene Ontology annotation, biological process: regulation of DNA-templated transcription; sexual reproduction. Bases 1 to 1968 code for a protein of 655 amino acids.
AUGGAAGAGUCCAUCUUGUACCCACUCCCGCCGCCCCCUGACGUGCCCACACGUCCACUCACCGGCGACGAGGGUGCGCGUGUAGAGUUACUCUACCGUCUCCUCUUCUUCCUCGCCACCGCACCUACCAAGUGGACGUCCCUUCCCACGAGCCCCCUCCCGGACCUCUCCAAGUUUAGACUCCCCAAUGGCGAAGACGUCGCCUGUGUGCUCUGGAACGGCAUCUACCACAUCACCGGCACUGACAUUGUGCGCGCCCUUCUCUUCCGUUUUGAGGCUUUCGGCCGUCCCGUCAAGCACACCAAGAAGUGGGAGGAAGGCGUCUUCUCGGAUCUGCGUAACCUCAAGCCCGGUGUCGACGCCUGCCUCGAGGAGCCCAAGUCUGCUUUCCUGGACUUCCUCUUCCGCAAUGGCUGUAUUAGGACUCAGAAGAAGCAAAAGGUCUUUUAUUGGUUCUCUGUGCCGCAUGACCGUCUGUUCCUCGAUGCCGUUGAACGCGACUUGAAGCGCGAAAAGGCGGGCCAGGAACCCACGUCGGUUGUCGUUGGCGAGCCGGCUCGCAGCUUCAGGUAUGACCCUCGCCGCGGCCUGUACGAGCAGUUUAUGGGCAGUAACCGUGGCAUGGAGGCCGCGAUUCUGGAUCAGGUCUUCCCCCUCCAGUCAAGCAUUGCGUCUACCAUACCCCCAGGUGUUGCCGAUCUGUCGCGCCAGUCCAGCAUGGACCCCAGCCUCGGGUAUGACAGCCAGGGUAUGGACCCCAGCGGCCAGUGGAUCGGGCGUGUCAGUGCAAUUGAUCCUUCUGGACGUCCUGUUCCCGAGUUUUUUCAGCCGCCGGCAGACCAGUAUAACGGUCCGGGAGGCCUGCCGCCGUUCGUGACCCACGAGGGUAGCUCUGCGUACAAGCGCAAGCGUGUCCGCUCGAAGCGUUCAUCCCCGGACAAGUCUGUGGAACCCGGGCUCGAUGACGAAGGCCGCGGGGAGAGGGACGACAGCGUUGUUUCCGACAUUGACCGCAAGCGCAAGGUGCCCGGCUCGCGCUCGUCCACUGCCGCUCCUGAAGGAGGCAGCAGCUCAAACUCGGUGCCCGCCAAGGGUGCAACGGAUGAGAAGCAGUUUGUCUGCGUCUUCGAGUUUUGCCGUCGUGCUUUCAAGCGUCUCGAGCACCUCAAGCGUCACAUCCGUACCCACACCCAGGAGCGUCCCUUUGCGUGCAAGCUCUGCGCUCGCGCCUUUUCCCGCCAGGACAACCUCCUGCAGCACCUCCGUCUACACAGCAAGGUCGACGCCAACCCUCGCGGCCAGGACAACGACGACCGUCUGAGUGCCCCGCCCUACGUCGGCCGUCGCUGGCCCACGCAGUCGCCCGCCCCGGCCGAGGACAUGAUGGCGCACGUCGCUGCCGGCAACAACGGCGCCCAGUUCUCGAUGCCAAGUUACAACAACAACAACAUGGCCUACCGCUCCACCACUGUGCCACCCGACUGGCUCUCGACCAUGCAACCUCCUCCUGCUUACGCCUGGGGCGGCGGCGGGAGCACUGCGUCGUCGAGCGUCGCCCCGCACCCAUCAUUCUCGCCGGCGCCCCCAACCCGCUUCCGCUCCGUCACCCCGCAGAUGGCCGCGGCGACAAACUACUCGUACGGAUCCAUGCCGCCCCCGCCCGCCCCGGGCCUCAUGCAGAGCAUGAACCCCAUGGCCACCGCGGCGCCAACCUCGUACCCGGUGUAUCAGGACCCGCACGCCCAAGCACAAGAGUACGGCUUCGUGCCAGCGGCCUCGGGCUGGGUUGACCCCAACCUCGGCGCCAUCGACGCCGUCGCCGGCGGUGGUGGUGCGGGCGGCACGGGCGGCGCGCCCGACGACGGGGUGCCCAGCGCCACCACACAGGACCGCUACGACCUGGGCCCCGGCGGCGCAGGCCACGACGUCGACUCGUCUGGCUGGCAGGCCCCGGCCCCGGCCCAGUGA